AUGGACGAAAAAAAGGUAGAGCUCGGUCAAGUGAGACCGGAAGAGGUGGAUGCGUCGAUAGGGGAGGUGAGCGAGGAGCUGAACGCUUCUGGUCACAAACAAGAGUUGGAACGUAAUUUUAGUCUUUUGAACCUUUGCGCGAUUGGUAUCACGACGGGGAAUGUUUGGGCUGCUCUGGGCGGUUCAAUUGCUAUCGCGCUUUACAAUGGCGGUCCUGCGGGUGUCAUCUAUGAGUUUAUUGCUGUGUCAAUGUGCUACUUUAUGAUUGCGGCGUGUAUUGCUGAAAUGGCAUCUUCCAUCCCUUCAUCAGCUGGUGUGUAUCACUGGGCUAGCGUGACAGCUGGCGCAAGAUUUGGAAAGAUUGUCGGAUUCUAUGCUGGUUGGUGGAACUCAUUGGGCUGGAUCUUCGGCACGGCAUCCAUCUCCUCCAUCCUCGCCAACCAAGUCGUAUCCAUGUACGGACUCUUCCACCCCGGCUACGCCUUCGAGCGCUGGCACGUCUUCAUCGCAUACCUCCUCAUCACCUGGAUUUCGUGCUUUAUUGUCAUGUUCGCCAACCGUACGCUCCCCAAACUCACAAAUAUCGGCCUAUUCUUCAUCCUGCUCGGCGUCUUUAUUACAAUCAUGGUGUGCGCAAUCAUGCCCAGUAGGACCGGCAAGGGCUACGCAAGCACAGAAUUCGUAUUCCGAGAUUGGCAGAACCAAACAGGCUGGAGUAGCAAUGGCUUCGUAUUUUGCGCAGGCAUGUUGAACGGCGCUUUUGGCGUAGGCACACCUGACUGCGUAUCCCACCUUGCCGAAGAACUCCCAUCCCCCCGCCGCAACAUCCCCCUCGCGAUCCUCGCCCAAUACGCCGUCGGCUUCACAACCGCCUUACUCUACCUCAUCACAAUCUUCUACUCGGUCAACGACCUCUCCACCCUCUUCGCAAACCCCUGGCCCUUCCCUCUCGCCGAACUCUACCGCCAAGCCACAAACUCGCACGGCGGCUCCCUCGGCCUCUUGCUCGUCAUCUUCUUCCCAACCUUGUGCACAAACAUCGGCUGCUACAUCACCAGCGGCCGUAUGCUGUGGACUCUCGGCCGCGACGACGCCACUCCCUGGCCCAAAUGGGUCGGCCGCGUAGAUCCCAAAUGGGGAAACCCAUGGAACGCAACUCUCGCCUGCGGUAUCAUCAACACAAUACUAGGAUGCAUAUACAUCGGCUCCUCGACCGCCUUCUCCGCCUUCGUAGGCUCCUUUAUCGUCCUAAGCUCGCUAUCCUACCUCGCCUUCAUCCUCCCCAACAUCCUUUCGCGCCGCCGCCACGUCACAAAGGGUCCGUUUACCAUGCCAGACCCGGUCUUCUACACAGUUGCCAUUCUGGCGUGUUCGUACAUGGUUGUUUGGAUACCGAUUUAUUGCUUCCCGUUUGCGGUGCCGUUUAAUACUACGACGAUGAAUUAUACGAGUGCGUUGGUGGGUGGGGUUACGAUCUUGCUGGGCGGCUGGUAUGUGUGGAUAAGGAAUAGGGGGUAUGUGGGACCGAGGGCUUUGGUGGAGGCGUUGGAGAGGGGGGAGGCGCCGAAGGUGCAUUAA
Molecule: messenger RNA, 1578 nt
Organism: Pyrenophora tritici-repentis Pt-1C-BFP
Lineage: Eukaryota; Fungi; Ascomycota; Dothideomycetes; Pleosporales; Pleosporaceae
Product: PotE, Amino acid transporter
Biological process (GO): amino acid transport; transmembrane transport
Cellular component (GO): membrane
Molecular function (GO): transmembrane transporter activity
Source: RefSeq, a predicted model, not a curated record